This is a messenger RNA of Osmerus eperlanus (European smelt), 2539 nucleotides long. It is a transcript of the gene vegfc, whose product is annotated as vascular endothelial growth factor c. Gene Ontology annotation, molecular function: growth factor activity; chemoattractant activity; vascular endothelial growth factor receptor 3 binding. Bases 416 to 1639 code for a protein of 407 amino acids. The record is from RefSeq and is a predicted model, not a curated record. Gene Ontology annotation, biological process: vascular endothelial growth factor signaling pathway; positive regulation of angiogenesis; positive regulation of protein phosphorylation. Lineage: Eukaryota; Metazoa; Chordata; Actinopteri; Osmeriformes; Osmeridae. Gene Ontology annotation, cellular component: membrane. The transcript has 7 exons.
GGAAACUCAGUGACACCGUGAAAUUGCAUUAAACAUGCCAUUCUCCGCUAGCAGCCCUUUCCCGCACCCUGACUUCUCUCCUCUUCUCUUCUCCGCCACUCGCUGGAUGUUUUCAGAUGCUUCCACCGCAGGAGUUCAAUGCCCGUGAACUAACUAACUUUGCUAACUGAAAAAGGAAAGUAAAAGAUUGAAGGGAUCCCGCCAACAGCAUCUCUGAGUUUUAUUUUCUUUUUUUUUCUUUGGAAAGCUGCCCCCCCCAACCCCUUGUAGAGAACUCAUACGGGCUACCUUGAUGCGCAUAUUAGUUUGGAGUAAAAAAAAAAAACAAGUACAACUGUGAUUGAACAAGGAUCGCCGUUGUACACAGAUUAACCAACUAAAGCGCACUUUAUCGGGAUAAACUUUUUUUUCAAACAUGCACAUUUUUGGAAUAUCUGUUGUCCUUGCUUAUUCUGCUUUACUCAUCGCGAGUGAAUUCAUCCACGAACUCGGUCAAGAUUAUGACGAUCAUGAGCAAGACCAUGGAUUUCCGACAGAGUCUGAGCCAGACGUGGAGCUGCAGCUGAGGUCGGCAGGCAGCGUGGACGAGCUGCUGCGCCUGAUCUACCCCGGCUACUGGACGGCCCUCAAGUGCCGCUCCAAACGCGGCUCGCGCUUCCACGCCCCCAGCCACGCCCACUCGUCCGAGACGCGCACCGACGAACCAAUCACCUUCGCCGCUGCCUACCUCAACAUGGACGUGCUAAAGAGUAUAGAGACUGAGUGGAGACAGAUCCUGUGCAUGCCCAGAGAGGCUUGUUUAGAUGUGGCCAGGGAGUUUGGCGCGCCCACAAACACCUUCUAUAAACCCCCCUGCGUGUCUGUCUACAGAUGUGGAGGGUGCUGCAACAGCGAAGACCGCCAGUGCAUGAACAUCUCCACCUCCUACAUCAGCAAGACGCUCUUUGAAAUCACAGUUCCUAUGACCCAGAACAUAAAGCCUGUCACCAUCAGUGUAGCCAACCAUACUCAGUGUCGGUGCCUCUCCAAGCUUGACGUUUACAGACAGGUCCACUCCAUCAUAAGAAGAGCCCUGCCAGAGUGCCCGACAGCCAAUAGGACGUGUCCUCAUAGUCUGAGCUGGAGCGAGCGUUUCUGUAGAUGUGUACCCCAGCUGGAUACACAUCCUCCUUCAUCAUCAUCAUCCUCAUCCUCGCAACGACACCCUGCUUCAUUCGAUGAGGACCUGUGCGGUCCAGACAGAGAACUGGACGAGGAGACCUGUCAGUGCGUCUGUCGCCGGCCCCCGGGGGGCGUGGCCUGUGGCCUGCAGCGCCACCUGGACAGGAACACCUGUCAGUGCGUGUGCAAGACCCCGCCCUCGUCCUGCCCCGCCCACCACACCUUCAACAGGGACACGUGCGGCUGCGUGUGCACACGCUCCUGCCCCCGCCACCAGCCCCUGGACAGGGCCCGCUGUGCCUGCGAGUGCAACGAGUCACCAAACAGGUGCUUCCUGAAGGGACGCCGGUUUCACCAGCCUACGUGCAGUUGUUUCAGACCUCCGUGUGAUGUGAGGAAGAGGAGGUGCGAGCAGGGCUUCUACUUCAGUGAGGAGGUGUGUCGCUGUAUACCCACAUACUGGAGAAGACUGGACUAGCCCUGGGAGCCCAAGCCAGCCAGCCACUCCAGCCACCACCACAACACACCAUGGAGGAUGAGAGAGGGGGGAGGAUGAGCUGGGGCGAUCAGUGUCUCCAGAAGCAGUUGUGAAGAUGGCCAGAUACAGGCAGAAUGGAAGGGUGUGGAGAGACUGAGUGGUUUAGUCUCUGGGUUUUGGGGGACGAUAUUCUGACGUUUUGGAGAAUUAAGACCCCAACUGUCACACCCUGAUCCUCCUACAGACUUUGAAGCUAGAGACUGUGGUUUUAAAUAUGUGUGUCAUUUUGUAUUAUGGUUUUUAUUUGUUGUGAUAGAUAUUGAUUAUAUAAUUUAUUGCCACCAAAUGUUGUUUUUUCAACUUUAUUCUUCUUCAUUGCAAUAUCAGUCUUUUCCAAGAAAAUACACUGUGAUCAUUAUUUUUGUAUCUAGUGCUGUCCCUUGAAAUGAAACAUAAUUUGUAUUAUAUAAUGUUAACUUAUUUCUAACCUGGUAUAUAAUGUUGAAUUAUAGUGAUAAAGCUUUGCUGAAGUUCAACCAGGAAGACAUCACAUGAUCACCGUCCAGGAAGACCAAGCAGAACACACACCAUCACAUGAUCACCAACCAGGAAGUCUUCUUGGCGUUCACCCAAUCACUUCAUUAACAUCAACCAAUGAGCUUGAACACCUGUCAGGUUAAUAUGGCGGCUCACCUGUGUUAGUUUCCUGUUACUGCCCCCCGCCCACAGACCCCUGACCCCUGACCCCUGAUGGGGGGGGGGUACGGGUCUUCAUCCCAUAUCUGGACUAGCUAUGCAAAAUAUUUCUAUAUCAUAUUUUUAUACAAUAAAGCAUUUGAACGUUGACUGUGUGUCUCCUGGUUGAAAGUGGUUGGCUGUAAAUACGUAUUGUGCACAAUC